Molecule: messenger RNA, 3035 nt
Organism: Topomyia yanbarensis
Lineage: Eukaryota; Metazoa; Arthropoda; Insecta; Diptera; Culicidae
Product: O-acyltransferase like protein-like
Exons: 8
Coding region: 314-1792 (492 amino acids)
Molecular function (GO): acyltransferase activity, transferring groups other than amino-acyl groups
Source: RefSeq, a predicted model, not a curated record
AAUAUCCACAAUUACAGACAUCGGUAUAGUAUGAUAGUGAAUAUUUGCCAAAACUACCGAAUACAGACUAAGUACAAUCUAAACGUAUACUCAGAAAUUGAAUAUUGUACCACAAAUUCAACUAGAAAAACCGAUUAUUUGGAUAUCGCGUUCUUUGCAACCAUUGGAUCACUUUUUCUACUCGCCCUCGCGUCUACCGUCUACGAUUCCUGGCUAGCGAAGGAUCCCAAUCACUAUCGGAUGCCUUUGAAGGGUACAAGUAUGUGGCCAUCACCGAGCCUGAAGCUGAAGCUGCUGACUAAUCGUGUGCACAAUGCUUUCAGAGACUAAGCUGCUGACCGCGUUCUCCCUGAGGCGAAAUAUCAAUCGACUCACAUUCGAACUGACAACUGAUCCUAUCCAGCAGGACCUGCGCUUCCUGGAUGCUAUCCGUGUGUACUUAAUAACCAUCAUCACACUCGUUCACGUGAUUAUAGCACUGGGGAUGACUACCAGCCAGAAUCCGGAAGUGAUCGAGAAGUUCCUUUCGGGCAUAGGAAUACAAAUGCUCCAAACACUCCUCCCAUUGGUAGUGGACGUGUUCCUUGCCAUCAGUGGUAUACUACUAACAGUACGCUUCAUCGGAUAUACCGAAGGCAGGCGGUUCAGCAUCAAACCAUUCUGGAUGGGAGUAGUGAACCGGUAUCUUCGCUCCUUGCCGGUGUAUGCUUUGGUACUUUUGUUCAGCACCUCGAUCUUCGAUCGAUUUCAGAUCAAUCCAUCAGCGUACAGAAUUAUACCGAUGAUUAGGACGAUAUGUCGGGAGAAGUGGUGGAUCAAUUUAUUGUUUAUCAACAAUUAUUAUCGGCCCGAAGAGCAGUGUCUAAUGCAUACAUGGUACAUGGCGGCUGACAUCCAACUGUUCAUCGUCGGGCUGACGAUUCUAAUGGUGCUGUGGAAAUGCAGUAGUCUGCUGCGACCAAUGAUAUAUUUUCUUCUUGUGGUCGGAUUCAUUCUACCGAUGGUGAACGUGUACUACAACUCAAUGGACGCCGUCACGAUAAUAAAUAUAAAGGAAUUAGCAUUUAUAGUGUGGUACGAUGAAUGGUUCACGCGAAACUACCAAGCAACGGAAACGCACUUCCUGUGUUACUUUGGUGGGGUGUUAGUAGGGAUCAUCUAUCACAAAAUGCAAAAGGAUGACCAGCUGCUGGCAAAAUCAAAGCUGUAUACAAUGCUUCAGUAUACCACGGUGCCGAUGAUGGUCUUAGUUUGCCUACCGGCUCCACUUCUCCAGCUGUCCAACUUUAGUAAACCUUCCGUGUGGAUGUCCAUAUACGCCGGAGUUGUUCGACUGGUCGCAACUAGCUUCGGGUGCGUUGGUUGGUUGCUGCUCCUGUUUGCCCAGCCGGGUAGCUUUUUUGGGAAACUUCGGAUGUCCAAUAUGCUGCAGAAUGCAUUCUAUAGGGUCCUUGGUAGGCUUAGCUUUGGCUACUACUUGAUCCACAUAAUUGUAAUGGGAGCGAUUUACGGUAUCCAUCAUGAAGCUAUGAGGAUAUCGGUUGGGCUGGUGAUCAUUGUGUUUUGUUCAACUGUGUUAAUCACUUUACUUCUAUCGCUACUGGCGUACAUUUUGGUGGAGAAACCAUUCGAUAUUAUAUUUAAACAACUGUUAAGUAGCGGAACGAGAGAGAAGGAGAAAAAUGAUACGAUAAUCUCACAUACUAUAUGCAACAAUCACACUGACAUUCCCAAACAGUUAAACAUCAUUCCCGAGCAUUCGCUUGAGCUUGGAGAUAAGCUUAAAGAGUAAAGGAUGGAUUGGACGGUUCGCUAUGACACUUUUUGACAAUUGAACAAGAAAAAGAAGAGAUUUAUCUCUUCGGGAUUUUGGCGAUAGAAAAACAGAAGAAAAUUAUUUUGUGUUAUUAUAUCCUAAUAAUCCGAGCGACGGAGGAAGUAACUACAUCGUAUUAUUUGACCAAAAAAGUGGUACAAACGAAAAAGAGAAAAUAAACGAUCCGACACCGUCCAUUUUCAGAAAUAUUAGCAACAAAUUUAAUAUAUCGGACGGUGAUUUUGAGAAAUUGUUUCGAAUGUCAAAAUAUUUAUGUGUAAUGUUGAUCGAAUUGAGGGAUCAACCAUUAAAUCCGAUUUCCUUGAAAGAUGAAAGUACGACUAAAAUCCCGUUAGUUCGAAUCGAGCUAGCAUUCUUUCAGCAGUUUAGUAUUCCCGGAUUCGUUGGAGCCAUCAAUUGCACACAUGGUCUAUAACUAUGUAUUUUUUGAGACAACAAUUAACGUAGAAUCGAACAUUUCAUUAAUUAUAUACCAAAUUGUUUACUUAUACGGUACCAUAAAUAUAAAAACAUUUUCCUGAAAAGGGCGAUACCAGUAAUAGCUUCAUUUUAAGAAAAUCAACACUGAAUAUUCCCGGAUGUAGUUACAAUAUCGAUUUAAAAAUUGUUGUUUUUCCGUCCUAAAUCGCAUGAUCCAGCGAUUGAAGCGUAAAACUUCAUAAAGUCUUCAAAAUUAUUAAAUUAAAUUUAGGUUUUACUGCAUGAAUCGGCUCAAUAAAGGUAUCGUCCUUAUGGCGAAUGUUUAUUUUUUCAGUCUCACAUAUCACCAUUGAAGUAUUUCGUUACUAAAAACUAGGAGGUUACAAUGUUCAGAUAUUUUUUUAUAUUGAGAGGAAGAAUUCUACAGCUAUCUUAAGACUAGAAAUACGGUUCUAUAUACAACAGUGGGAGCAAAAGAAUUUUUUAUGAAAAAUUUUAAAACAAGGAACCCAGUUUGAUAUUCAAAGGGGAGAAAUAGUUUUUUACGAAAUAUUUUACAGUUAUCUUAAAACUAAAUAUAUAGUUUGGUAUAUAAAAGGGGGAACAAAUAUUUAUGUGAAAUUUCACAGAUAUCUUAAAACAAGGGAUACAAUUCUAUUUACAAGAUGGGGGACAAUAGUUUCAAUGAAGAAUAAAAUUUACAGCUAUCUUAAAACUAGGAAUACAGAAUACAAAUUUGAUUUUUUUGAAGGAGACUUAUGCUUGGUUAAGAUAUUCA